Molecule: messenger RNA, 7642 nt
Organism: Lotus japonicus
Lineage: Eukaryota; Viridiplantae; Streptophyta; Magnoliopsida; Fabales; Fabaceae
Product: acetyl-CoA carboxylase 1-like
Exons: 32
Coding region: 514-7287 (2257 amino acids)
Biological process (GO): fatty acid biosynthetic process
Molecular function (GO): metal ion binding; ATP binding; acetyl-CoA carboxylase activity
Source: RefSeq, a predicted model, not a curated record
AAAUUCCAUCUUUUCUCUUCACCAUUUUUACUUUGUUUGUUUGCGUUUUCCCCUUGUUUCAAUUACUGCAUAUUUAUUCACACCACACCCAUUCAUAACACAUAGAGAGAGAUAUAUAUAGAGAGAGAAGAAGGUAGCUGAGAACUACUACUACUACUACCACCAACAGUACCACAACUACAAACAACUACAAGAGUUGUGGCAAGGGCAGGUACCACGUGCAUCCUUCAUUGAAGAGACCCACCAAGCGUCAACCCAAAUCAAACCUACCCUCUUCCUCUUCCUUCUUCUGCAUCUAACUUAUUUGGUUUCUCUGCAUGCUCACUGAUCACAACCAUCAUUUACAUGCUCAAAACCCCAUCAAUUUUUCACUUAUAAUUCACCUUCUUAGCACCCAACUCUUCUUAAACACCCACCAAUUUGGUCAAAAAAACCAGACAGAGCUACAAAAAUAAAUCUUGCUACAAAGUUUCCAUCCCAAGUACAUAGGAGACACGUAGAAGGAGCUCUGUGAUGGCGACCAUGGGGGGUGGGAAUGGAUAUAUAAAUGGUGUACUCCCCAACAAGCACCUUGCUACAAUAUCUGAAGUAACUGAAUUCUGCAACGCCCUUGGGGGGAACAGGCCAAUUCAUAGCAUAUUGAUUGCAAACAAUGGAAUGGCAGCGGUCAAGUUCAUGCGCAGUGUUAGGAGCUGGGCCUAUGAGGCAUUUGGCACGGAGAAGGCUAUCUUGUUGGUUGCCAUGGCUACACCAGAGGAUAUGAGAAUCAAUGCAGAACAUAUCAGAAUAGCUGAUCAAUUUGUGGAAGUACCUGGUGGGACCAAUAACAAUAACUAUGCCAAUGUGCAGCUUAUUGUCGAGAUGGCUGAGAUAACUCAUGUUGAUGCGGUGUGGCCUGGUUGGGGUCAUGCAUCCGAGAAUCCUGAGCUUCCUGAUGCACUAAAAGAAAAAGGAAUUGUAUUUCUUGGACCUCCUGCUGUAUCUAUGGCAGCAUUGGGAGAUAAAAUUGGUUCGUCUUUGAUAGCUCAAGCAGCUUCUGUGCCAACCCUUCCAUGGAGUGGUUCUCAUGUGAAAAUUCCUCCUGACAGUUCAUUGAUUACUAUUCCUGAUGAAAUUUAUCGGGAAGCGUGUGUUUAUACCACGGAAGAAGCAAUUGCCAGUUGUCAAGUUGUAGGAUACCCUGCAAUGAUCAAAGCAUCUUGGGGUGGUGGUGGUAAAGGAAUAAGAAAGGUUCAUAAUGAUGAUGAGGUAAGGGCAUUGUUCAAGCAAGUUCAAGGUGAAGUUCCAGGGUCACCUAUAUUUAUAAUGAAGGUCGCAUCCCAGAGCCGACAUCUAGAAGUCCAGUUAGUUUGUGACCAGUAUGGAAAUGUUGCAGCUUUACAUAGUCGUGAUUGCAGUGUUCAAAGGAGGCAUCAAAAGAUUAUCGAGGAGGGUCCUAUUACUGUAGCACCUCAGGCAACGGUGAAACAACUAGAGCAGGCAGCUAGAAGAUUGGCUAAAUCUGUAAAUUAUGUUGGGGCAGCUACUGUUGAGUAUCUAUAUAGUAUGGAAACUGGCGAGUACUACUUUUUAGAGUUGAACCCCCGACUACAGGUUGAGCAUCCUGUUACUGAAUGGAUAGCAGAGAUAAAUCUGCCAGCAGCACAAGUUGCCAUUGGGAUGGGAAUCCCUCUCUGGCAAAUUCCUGAGAUAAGGCGUUUCUAUGGGGUGGAACACGGUGGAGGGAAUGAUGCAUGGAGGAAAACAUCAGUUUCAGCUACUCCUUUUGAUUUUGACAAAGCAGAAUCUACUAGGCCAAAAGGUCAUUGUGUGGCUGUUCGAGUCACUAGUGAGGACCCUGAUGAUGGUUUUAAGCCUACUGGUGGGAAAGUGCAGGAGCUCAGCUUUAAAAGUAAGCCAAAUGUGUGGGCAUACUUCUCUGUUAAGUCUGGAGGAGGGAUCCAUGAAUUCUCAGAUUCUCAGUUUGGGCAUGUUUUUGCUUUUGGAGAAUCAAGGGCUUUAGCAAUUGCAAAUAUGGUUUUGGGGCUGAAGGAGAUUCAAAUUCGGGGAGAAAUUCGUACAAAUGUUGAUUACACCAUUGAUCUUCUGAAUGUUGCAGACUACAGAGAUAACAAAAUCCACACAGGAUGGCUGGACAGUAGAAUUGCUAUGCGGGUUAGAGCAGAGAGGCCUCCCUGGUAUCUUUCUGUUGUUGGAGGGGCACUCUAUAAAGCUUCUGCUAGCAGUGCAGCUUUGGUUUCUGACUAUAUUGGCUAUCUUGAAAAGGGGCAAAUCCCUCCCAAGCAUAUAUCUCUUGUCCAUUCUCAAGUGUCUUUGAACAUUGAAGGAAGCAAAUAUACGAUUGACGUGAUGCGAGGAGGACCUGGAAGUUAUAAAUUGAGAUUGAAUGAAUCAGAAAUAGAAGCUGAGAUACAUACUUUACGUGAUGGAGGUUUGCUGAUGCAGUUGGAUGGUAACAGUCAUGUAAUAUACGUAGAGGAAGAAGCAGCUGGAACUCGCCUUCUAAUUGAUGGAAGGACUUGCUUGCUUCAGAAUGAUCAUGAUCCGUCAAAGUUAAUUGCAGAGACACCAUGCAAGCUUCUGAGGUAUUUGGUUGUGGAUGACAGUCAUGUUGAUGCUGACACACCAUAUGCUGAAGUUGAGGUUAUGAAGAUGUGCAUGCCUCUUCUUUCACCUGCUUCUGGGAAAAUUCAUUUCAAAAUGUCUGAAGGUCAAGCAAUGCAGGCUGGUGAACUUAUAGCAAGGCUUGAUCUAGAUGAUCCUUCAGCUGUAAGAAAGGCGGAACCCUUCACUGGGAACUUCCCAGUCUUGGGUUUUCCUACUGCAAUUUCAGGUAAAGUUCAUCAGAAAUGUGCCGCAAGCUUAAAUGCUGCACGGAUGAUUCUUGCUGGCUAUGAGCACAAUAUUGAUGAGGUUGUGCAAAGUUUGCUCAAUUGCCUUGACAGUCCUGAAUUACCUUUCCUUCAAUGGCAAGAGUGCUUCGCAGUUCUGGCAACUCGUCUUCCUAAAGAACUAAAAAAUGAGUUGGAAUCAAAAUAUAAGGAGUUCGAGAGGAUUUCAAGCUCCCAAAUUGUUGAUUUCCCUGCCAAAUUAUUGAAGGGAAUUCUUGAAGCUCACCUUUCCUCCUGUCCCGAAAACGAAAAAGGAGCCCAAGAAAGACUAGUUGAACCUCUGUUGAGUCUUGUGAAGUCUUAUGAGGGUGGAAGAGAGAGUCAUGCCCAUAUAAUUGUUCAAUCCCUUUUUGAAGAGUAUCUUUUUGUUGAAGAACUAUUUAGUGAUAACAUACAGGCUGAUGUAAUUGAACGUCUCCGUCUUCAGUACAAGAAAGAUUUGUUAAAGAUUGUAGAUAUAGUGCUCUCUCACCAGGGUAUCAAGAGUAAAAAUAAGCUCAUACUGCGACUGAUGGAUAAACUGGUUUACCCUAACCCUGCUGCCUAUAGGGAUCAAUUGAUCCGUUUCUCUGCUCUCAACCAUACAAACUAUUCUCAGUUGGCUCUUAAGGCAAGUCAACUGCUGGAACAAACUAAGUUGAGUGAACUACGAUCCAGUAUUGCUAGAAGUCUUUCUGAACUUGAGAUGUUCACUGAGGAUGGUGAAACUAUUGAUACUCCAAGGAGGAAGAGUGCCAUUAAUGACCGAAUGGAGGACCUUGUCAGUGCUCCUUUGGCAGUUGAAGAUGCCCUUGUGGGUUUAUUUGAUCACAGUGAUCACACCCUUCAAAGGAGGGUUGUGGAAACUUAUAUACGAAGGCUCUACCAGCCAUAUCUCGUCAAAGGGAGUGUAAGGAUGCAGUGGCACAGAUCUGGUCUUAUUGCUACAUGGGAGUUCUUUGAAGGGUAUAUUGAACGGAAGAAUGGGGUUGAAGACCAGACGGAUAAAGCACUGGUGGAGGGACAUAGUGAGAAAAAAUGGGGAGUGAUGGUUAUUAUUAAAUCUCUACAGUUUUUGCCUGCAAUUAUCAGUGCUGCAUUAAGGGAAGCAACUGGUAACCUUCCCAAAGAACUUACAAGUGGUUCUGGUGACACCAAUAUCUAUGGUAAUAUGAUGCAUAUUGGAUUAGCGGGCAUCAAUAACCAAAUGAGUUUACUGCAAGACAGUGGUGACGAGGAUCAGGCUCAAGAAAGAAUCAAUAAGUUAGCCAAAAUACUCAAAGAUCAGGAAGUAGGCUCCACAAUACGCGCUGCAGGUGUUGGAGUAAUCAGCUGUAUCAUACAGAGGGAUGAAGGGCGUGCCCCAAUGAGACACUCCUUUCACUGGUCAUCUGAAAAGCUCUACUAUGCUGAGGAACCUCUGUUGCGUCACCUUGAACCUCCCCUAUCCAUUUAUCUUGAAUUGGACAAACUUAAACACUAUGAGAAUAUACGGUACACCCCAUCUCGAGAUCGUCAAUGGCAUCUAUACACGGUUGUAGAUCAGAAGCCACAACCAAUUCAAAGAAUGUUUCUCCGAACACUUCUAAGACAGCCAACCACAAAUGAAGGAUUCUCUUCUUAUCAAAGGCUGAAUGCAGAAACAUCUCGUACCCAAUUAAGUAUGUCCUAUACUUCAAGGAGCAUCUUUAGGUCCUUGAUGACUGCAAUGGAGGAGCUGGAACUUAAUGCACAUAAUGCCGCCAUCAAACCUGAACAUGCUCAUAUGUAUCUCUAUAUCAUACGCGAGCAACACAUAGAAGACCUUGUGCCUUAUCCCAAGAGAAUUAACAUCGAUGCUGGUCGAGAAGAAGCAAUAGUUGAGGCAAUCUUGGAAGAACUGGCUCACGAAAUCCAUUCAUCUGUUGGAGUAAGAAUGCAUAGAUUAGGGGUGGUUGUGUGGGAAGUCAAGCUCUGGAUGGCUGCUUGUGGACAGGCAAAUGGUAAUUGGAGGGUCAUUGUAAACAAUGUGACUGGUCAUACAUGCACUGUACAUAUAUAUAGAGAAGUAGAGGAUGCCACCACUCAUAAAGUGGUAUACAGUUCAAUCAACGUAAAGGGUCCUCUGCAUGGUGUGCCAGUGAAUGAGAACUAUCAAUCUUUGGGAGUUCUUGACCGGAAACGUCUUUCAGCAAGAAAGAAUAGCACCACAUACUGCUACGAUUUUCCCCUGGCAUUUAAAAGAGCCUUGGAGCAUUCAUGGGAAAUCCAACAGCCAGGAAUUGAAAGAGCCAAAGAUCUUCUAAAAGUAACAGAGCUUACGUUUGCUGACAAAGAAGGUAGCUGGGGUACUCCGCUUGUUCCUGUGGAGCGUCCUCCUGGUCUCAAUGAUGUCGGCAUGGUAGCCUGGCUUCUGGAAAUGUGUACCCCUGAAUUCCCAUCUGGAAGGACUAUAUUGGUUGUUUCAAAUGAUGUGACCUUCAAGGCUGGUUCUUUUGGCCCAAAAGAGGAUGCAUUCUUUCGUGCAGUAACUGAUCUUGCAUGCGCAAGAAAACUGCCUUUAAUUUAUUUAGCAGCAAACUCUGGUGCCCGAUUAGGUGUAGCUGAGGAAGUCAAAGCCUGUUUCAGAGUUGGUUGGUCUGAAGAAUCUAAACCUGAGCAAGGUUUUCAGUAUGUAUAUUUAACACCUGAGGAUUAUGCUCAGAUUGGAUCAUCAGUGAUAGCACAUGAAUUAAAGCUUGAGAGUGGAGAAACCAGAUGGGUUAUAGAUACCAUUGUUGGCAAGGAGGAUGGCCUCGGGGUUGAAAACUUGAGUGGAAGCGGGGCCAUUGCUGGUGCCUAUUCUAAGGCAUACAAGGAAACUUUUACAUUGACCUACGUGACUGGUAGGACUGUUGGAAUCGGUGCUUAUCUUGCAAGGCUCGGGAUGAGGUGCAUACAGAGGCUUGAUCAGCCCAUAAUUCUCACUGGUUUCUCAGCAUUAAACAAACUUCUUGGUCGGGAGGUAUACAGCUCUCACAUGCAGCUUGGUGGACCUAAAAUCAUGGCAACUAAUGGAGUUGUUCAUCUUACAGUUUCAGAUGACCUUGAAGGUGUCUCUUCUAUUUUAAAGUGGCUUAGCUACAUUCCUUCCCAUGUAGGUGGUGUGCUUCCCAUUGUAAAGCCCCUUGAUCCUCCAGAGAGACUGGUGGAGUAUUUCCCAGAGAAUUCGUGCGAUCCUCGUGCCGCCAUUUCGGGAACUCUGGAUAGUAACGGAAAGUGGCUGGGAGGCAUUUUUGACAAGGAUAGCUUUGUGGAGACGCUAGAUGGGUGGGCGAGGACGGUUGUUACAGGAAGAGCAAAGCUUGGAGGAAUCCCUGUGGGAAUUGUUGCUGUAGAAACACAGACAGUUAUGCAAAUAAUACCUGCUGAUCCGGGCCAGCUUGAUUCUCAUGAGCGGGUUGUUCCUCAAGCCGGGCAAGUGUGGUUUCCUGAUUCCGCAACUAAGACGGCUCAAGCAAUACUGGAUUUCAACAAAGAAGAGCUCCCGCUUUUCAUUAUGGCAAACUGGAGAGGCUUUUCAGGUGGGCAAAGGGACCUUUUUGAAGGAAUCCUUCAGGCCGGUUCGACUAUUGUGGAGAACCUGAGAACAUACAAGCAGCCAAUCUUCGUAUACAUCCCUAUGAUGGGUGAACUUCGUGGAGGGGCGUGGGUUGUUGUUGACAGUCGAAUCAAUUCAGACCACAUUGAAAUGUAUGCCGAACGAACAGCUAAAGGUAAUGUCCUUGAGCCAGAAGGAAUGAUUGAGAUCAAAUUCAGAACAAGAGAAUUGUUGGAGUGUAUGGGUAGACUUGAUCAACAGUUGAUAACCCUGAAGGCGAAACUUCAGGAAGCCAAGACUAACAGAGACCCUGGUACCAUUGAGUCCCUGCAGCAGCAGAUUAAAUCCCGUGAGAAACAGCUUUUGCCUAUGUAUACCCAGAUAGCUACCAAGUUUGCUGAACUUCAUGAUACUUCCCUGAGAAUGGCUGCAAAGGGUGUAAUCAGAGAAGUUCUGGACUGGGCUAACUCUCGUGCUGUCUUCUACCGGCGACUGCACCGAAGAGUUGGCGAGCAUUCACUGAUCAACAGUGUGAGAGAUGCUGCUGGGGACCAAUUGUCUCACACGUCUGCGAUGAACAUGAUCAAAAGCUGGUAUUUGAGUUCUGAUAUUGCCAAAGGAAGAGAAGAGGCUUGGUUGGAUGAUGAAGCCUUCUUCAGAUGGAAGGCUGAUCCUGCAAAUUAUGAGGAUAAACUGAAGGAAUUGCGCGUCCAGAAACUGUUGCUUCAAUUGACAAAUAUUGGGGACUCAGCUCUAGAUUUGCAAGCUCUACCUCAAGGUCUUGCUGCCCUUUUAAGCAAGUUGGAGGCAUCAAGUCGUGACAAAUUGACUGAUGAACUUCGCAAGGUACUUGGAUAGAAGACACUAAAUGCUCCUGUGGCCAGGCAUUAGCACUUUUGUUUUAUUAUUUGUGUCAUUGAUGUGUGACCAUGAAAAUGUACCCAAUUAUUUGUGCAAUCAUGUGUUGAUUCCCUUGGCUAAGGGCAAAGAAAGCAGCAGCAUUCCUCUAGAAAUGACUCUUUUCUAAGGGAUCAGAGUGUAAAUGCCUUCGUAGGUAUUUUAUUUAUAUAGUUCGAGGAUCACAACCAGCAGCGUUACCACGCUCUGUCUGUUUACUUGCUGGUUGAUUGAUUCCUUUCAUGUAUCUGAAUAAGUAUGUAAUAUUUUGUAACAUUGAUUAUUUAUGCGUAAUAAAAUUUUGGGCAGUUGACAA